This is a messenger RNA of Acytostelium subglobosum LB1, 429 nucleotides long. RefSeq lists its product as hypothetical. The record is from RefSeq and is a predicted model, not a curated record. NCBI's taxonomy places the organism in Eukaryota, Evosea, Eumycetozoa, Acytosteliales, Acytosteliaceae. The coding region runs from base 1 to 429 and encodes 142 amino acids. The transcript has a single exon.
AUGAAACAUGUCGAGUGUCGGUUGGAUGGCCUCCAGCUUCUCCCAGUUGAUUUGGAAUGUCUUGUCGGUGGACUCCUCAAGGAAGGUGAUGACGGCAUCCUUGUGGUCGAGGAAAUGCUGGAGGAGGCGAUACCUGGAGUCCCAGCGCGUCUCAACGUCCUCGGGCGGGAUCGAUCCAACGUAGUGUGUCCACAGAUUGGUUGUGCUGCCGCUUGCCAUGUUGUAGCACGCCUUCUUGCCUGUGCAACGUUUGCACCAGGCAAGGUCAACCUUGUAUCCACCACUCUCUUCGUCUGGUCUGGCACUCUUCCUGAUCUUGCUCUGGGGGCCAAAGCUCUCAAUCUGCGCCUUGGUGUAGUAGGUGAUCUCCCGCUCGAAGAAUUCCCAGACCUCAGAGUGGUUGGAGCGCCUGGAUGCGACGAGGGUUGA